Messenger RNA from Cuculus canorus (common cuckoo), 1509 nucleotides. RefSeq names its product mitochondrial rRNA methyltransferase 2 (gene MRM2). Gene Ontology annotation, biological process: RNA methylation. NCBI's taxonomy places the organism in Eukaryota, Metazoa, Chordata, Aves, Cuculiformes, Cuculidae. Gene Ontology annotation, molecular function: rRNA (uridine-2'-O-ribose)-methyltransferase activity. The record is from RefSeq and is a predicted model, not a curated record. Gene Ontology annotation, cellular component: mitochondrion. The coding region runs from base 20 to 745 and encodes 241 amino acids. The transcript is spliced from 3 exons.
UGUGGGCGUGGCGGCCGCCAUGGCUCGCGCGGGCGGCGGAAGGACCCGCUGUUGGCAUUUGGUGAGCAAAUGUCUUCACACCACAGCGGGGUUCCUGAAGAAAACUGGAACUGAGCACCGGUGGCUGGAGCGGCACUUGAAGGACCCCUUCGUCAAGGCGGCGAAGCAGCAGCAUUACCGUUGCCGAAGCGCCUUCAAAUUGCUGGAGAUUGAUGACAAGCUGCGUAUCCUUCGCCCAGGACUUUCUGUUCUUGAUUGUGGAGCGGCGCCUGGCGCCUGGAGCCAGGUUGCUGUAGAGAGGGUCAACGCAUUGGGUACUGAUCCUGCUGCCCCCACUGGCUUUGUCCUUGGUGUUGACGUCCUGCGGAUUUCUCCUUUGGAAGGAGCAGUCUUCCUGUCGGAGGCUGACAUUGCAGACCCAAGCACGCUGAGGAGGAUUCAGAGUCUGCUUCCUGCAGAGAAGGUGGAUGUUAUCUUGAGCGACAUGGCACCUAAUGCAACAGGCAUUAGAGAACUGGAUCAUCAGAAGCUGAUCAAUCUAUGUUUAGGCCUUCUGAAUCUCUCCCAAAGUAUUUUAAAGCCCAAAGGAACAAUGCUUUGUAAAUUCUGGGAUGGACGUGAGUCCUGUCUUCUGCAAAACAGACUGAGGGAGCAGUUCCAAGAUGUGAGAACUAUAAAGCCGCAGGCCAGCCGGAAGGACUCCGCUGAAUCUUAUUAUUUGGCAAGGCUGUACAAAGAGAAGUGAAAGCUGAGAAGUUCAGAUUAUUGAACAAGAGAUCAGACAUGGUUUGGAAGUCUGAGUUUGGCAUAUGGUUAAAGAAAAAAAACACUUUUAAGACCCUGGGUAGAUCUACCACAGUUCUUACGAAGUACAUCAUGCUUUUCAAAUACCAAAAUAAACCAGUGUGGUGUCCUACUGAGUUUAUCCAUUAAUUCUACAGGCAGAGACAUCCAGUCUUGCUUCUCACCUGUGGAGAAAGCAGUGGGGAAGGGAGAGGAGUAACCUGCAAGGCAGCCUCUGGUGCUGGAGUAAUGGAAAUGAAAAUAAAACAACGAUUAUAUGAGUUUUUAAUGUGUGCUUGAAAAUCAUUGCACUACUAAUGGUGUCAAGUUUGAGGCUAACCAUGUAGGUGGUCGUUGGAAUGAGAGGGAGCAACAACAGGAGUCUGAGCCAAUUUAUUGCCUCUUCAUCUUUCUUAAAAGCUGGUAUAAUUUAUUAGCACAUGUGAAAAUAAAUAAGGUUUUCAUGCAUGUCAGGAUCUGCAUCAUCACGUACGAUCUGUGGUGUGGCUGCUCAUGAGAUAGGAACGGCUCUGGAAUAUUUAGCUGGAUGGCUCUGCUGUGUUUCCUAAAGAGGCACGUCAUGUUUAGAGAUGGAAGCUUCACUCAACUUGUAAAUCCAGCACCUGACAGUAGAGCAAGGUCAUCGCUACUGAGGAGAUCAUUUCCCCUGUGUUUUCCAUGAUGUUUUAUGUCUGACUGGUGAUGUUUCUUAGGUGAAAUGACAAA